Messenger RNA from Paramecium sonneborni, 474 nucleotides. The record is from the annotation of a GenBank genome assembly. NCBI's taxonomy places the organism in Eukaryota, Ciliophora, Oligohymenophorea, Peniculida, Parameciidae.
AUGAUUAAUAAGUAAAAUCAAUUACCUAAACAUCCUAACAUCUCCUUUAAAUAAUACUGUGAAUAGUUUGUCAAAGAAAGUCCUAAGGCUAAACUUAAUAAAACAACUUAUGUUUUAGAAAAUUUACAAUUAAAUAAACUUAGGGAUAAACAAAAAGAAUAAUUCUAAACUUUUAUCGAGGAUCACAUUUCAUAAACUAGAAAAAUUAGAGAUUAUGCAUAAUAUGAUGCCACCAUUGUUAUGGGACUUACUCCUAAGUGGCAAAGACCAAAAAAUGAUUAUUUUAAAUAAGAAAUCCCCCUUAUUAAACAUUAAUUAGAUAUGAGAUGUACCAGAUAAUGUUAAGACCUCAAUUUUGAUUCCUGGAGGCGAAUUGAUUAAGCUAAUUAAAAAAGAGUAAGAGGUUAUUCUAUUGAUUCAACUAUCAAAAAAACUAAUCGAAAAACAUACUCAUUUGCUUAUCGAUUUUCAUGA